UUCAAGCGAUCCUUUCUCUCAACCCACAUCGAUCCGGCCCUUGCAGUAAGGUAAUCAUUUCGGGUGGCCCUCCAGGCCCGCUUUAUCUCCGCGCGGCCACCACCACCUCGGUCAAAGAGGAAUUGUCGCAAGGCCGUCCAAGCCGAGAAAAAGUACCGUCGAGUGCGAAAAAGCCCAACCUUGGUCGGAUAUAUGAAACAGGAUGAUUAGUCGUUACUAACCCAAUGAAGUGUCGCUCAUAUUGUCCGUCCGUCGCUGUUUAUCUACGAUGUCCGGGUCCUGGAAAUGAAAGACUCGGGCUGAGAUCGGUCUCACGGCAAAAGAUCAUGCCGACUUGGGUGGGCUUCUCUUAUUGGAAGGGUGAAAGAACUUCCCUGUGGCUUCUUGAUUUGGUACUUUCCUAUCCCGCACCCUCCUUUACGAAGGAGUCUACUUAUACCUAUUCUAUGCGCUCGUUUUGGCCCCUUGUUAGAAGUGGCUGCAUCCGAGGCUCCCACACAUCAAGCCCACCAAGGAAGUCCCUGCAAACCCCGGAUAUUACAGGUUUCCACUCACGCCAUUCGGUCCUUUGGAGAGACAAAGUGGGGGAGCCACCGCAGAGGACAUGGCGGCGCUCAGUCCAGGUUCCGAAAAUACCUCGUUCAAAAUCGCAAGGCUUCAACCUUGAAUACGUCUUCCGGGGCAUUUAAUCGCUCAGACCCUGCCAUGAAAGCAACGAUCAGCUGCCUAUCUAGGGUAGCGGUCGAGUGAGUAUCACCGCCGGGACUGUUGAAAUGACGCCCACGAUGACGGUCAU
Molecule: messenger RNA, 796 nt
Organism: Sodiomyces alkalinus F11
Lineage: Eukaryota; Fungi; Ascomycota; Sordariomycetes; Glomerellales; Plectosphaerellaceae
Exons: 4
Coding region: 225-689 (154 amino acids)
Source: RefSeq, a predicted model, not a curated record